Molecule: messenger RNA, 753 nt
Organism: Alternaria viburni
Lineage: Eukaryota; Fungi; Ascomycota; Dothideomycetes; Pleosporales; Pleosporaceae
Exons: 5
Coding region: 1-753 (250 amino acids)
Molecular function (GO): triacylglycerol lipase activity
Source: RefSeq, a predicted model, not a curated record
AUGCGCGAGAAAUAUGUCCUUGCACACGGUUUGCUAGGCUUCGACGAACUACGACUCGCGGGACAGUUCAUACCUGGCAUACAAUACUGGCGGGGCAUCACAGAUGCGCUGGCGCACAAGGGCAUCGAGGUUAUUGUGGCUGCGGUCCCGGCCAGUGGCAGUAUCGAGGCGCGCUCUGCGAAAUUGGCCGAGAGCAUUGCGCUCAAAGCGAAGGGAAAGCAGGUCAACAUUAUCGCGGGUCUCGACUCACGAUAUAUGAUCAGCCAGCUCCGGCCGACUGACUUCAAGAUUCUCUCGUUGACCACCAUAGCCACUCCACACAGGGGUUCUGCUUUUGCAGACUACAUGUUCGAGACGAUCGGUCCACGCAGAAUCAAACGCGUCUACAGUGUUAUGGAGUACUUUGGUCUUGAGACUGGUGCCUUCUCCCAACUCACGCAAGAGUACAUGAAGAAUAACUUCAAUCCCAAGACGCCAGACAUACCUGAUGUCAAGUAUUACUCAUAUGGCGCAUCUCUCGAACCCACUCGGUGGUCCGUCUUUGCGCCUUCCCACAGUAUCGUCAAGGCAAAGGAGGGCAUCAACGAUGGCCUGGUCAGCGUCGAGUCGAGUCGGUGGGGCGACUACAAAGGCACCUUGAUUGGUGUAAGCCAUCUCGACCUGAUCAACUGGACGAACCGGCUGAAGUGGUUCUUUUGGGAGCUUACGGGCAGCAAGCGCAAGUAUGGAAGCAACGCUCACAACGACUGCUGA